Anguilla rostrata (American eel) is the source of this 1448-nucleotide messenger RNA. RefSeq names its product cell division cycle associated 5 (gene cdca5). The record is from RefSeq and is a predicted model, not a curated record. Gene Ontology annotation, cellular component: nucleus. The transcript is spliced from 6 exons. The coding region runs from base 353 to 1219 and encodes 288 amino acids. NCBI's taxonomy places the organism in Eukaryota, Metazoa, Chordata, Actinopteri, Anguilliformes, Anguillidae. Gene Ontology annotation, biological process: double-strand break repair; mitotic metaphase chromosome alignment; positive regulation of exit from mitosis.
UCUCGGCGGGCGAAUUUGAAAAAAAGAGUAGCUAUUUUUCUUUCAUCUGGCAAGGCGCGCAGAAACACGAUAGACGUUUUCUUGUUUAUCUAAUUUCUGGUUUAUAAUAAACAGAAAACAUUGAUGCAUGCACCGAACAUUUUGUAACUGAACAGUGUUAGGACCUAUUUUUACAGUCUCUGGUUAGGACUUAUUUGUCCGACUUGCGCCCUGUCAGGUUCCCUGCCUUGGCUAAAUGGCUAGGUAGAUAUUUUAGCAAGCGUUAGCUAACACUCCGUUUUUCUGCAUAGUUUUGCAUGGUAGCUACCUCCAACCUUGAGUAGCAGGAUUUUUGGAAGUUAAGAGAAUCAAGAUGAGCAACCGGACUAUACGACUAUCGUUGGUGGAGCAAGGGAAUCAUAAAGAAGAUUCAGAUUAUGACAGCCCGCAUCAAAGAAGGCGAUCGCCGAGACUGUGUACUACUACAAUCAGCAGUCAAAACGUGAUGGAGUUCAACAAUGAGAAUGUGCACAGUGUAGUCCCUGCUGUGAAGCGCUCCAUUACCGUGAGGAAGAUCGUUCCGAGGAAGACUCAGGUGGCUGGAACUCCUGGCCAAUCAGUGCGCCGUAGUCCUAGAGUUUCUGCAGAGUGCAACAAGGAGAAUGCCAAUAGGCUGUCAGGACCAAAGUGGGAGCAACCGAAAGUGUCCACCUCCACGCCCGCUGCCGCCCCUCCGCCGAAACCCGCCGUUCUGUCGCCGAUCCUGGCUUCCGCCGACCCCCCUCCCGAGCAGCGGCGGGACACCGCGAGCCUCGAGUGGUCUCAGAAAGUGCGGCGCUCGUACAGCCGUUCGAGCGCCGGGGACCGCUCCUUCGAGGCCUCCCCGGCCCCCACGCCGUCGUCCCCGCCGCCCUGUCGCCGGGAAACCCUCUUCGGCUUCGAGCAGCUCCAGACCCCCACGGUGGCGGGCGGGAGGGCCGAGCGGUCGCGGCUGGGGGCGGGGGCGCCCUCGGAAAACUCGCUGUCCGUGUGCGGGGGCUCCUUCUCGCUGCAGGAGGGGAACGGCAGCGUGGCCGACUCACCAGAGUGUGACGUGAACAUCCCCGGGGUGGUGCUGGUGAAGGAGAAGAGGAAGAGGAGGAAGGUGCAGCAGAUUAAGAUGUCAGAGUUUGACUUUCUAGCUGCACAAAUGAAUGCAGAAUUUGACGAGGCAGAGAGCUUUGACUUGGUGGUGGAGUGAUGGGAGAAAGGGAGAAAGGGGAGGAGAGCUCUGCGCGCGGUUUUGAUCGAUGAGGACCUCUACGAGCAUUAACCCAGCCCAUCUGGAUGCAGAGACGACACAUCUCAGAUGGGUGUGAGGGACGGAUUGCUGACAAGAACUUUGGGGAACUGCAACAGAUCCUAUCCUGGAAUAAUAAAAACAGCCUUUCUAAUUCAUACAUAAAUCAGGAAUUAAAUAUGUUUUAUGG